ACAUCUGUUCAGGAGUGAAUCUUCAUUCUACAGUAUCUCAACACUUGGAAUUUUGUUUUCUUUAGUGACCAUGUAUCUGCUAUUGUUUUUUAUGGCCUCAAUCAGUUGGGCAUCUGGAUAUUAUUCUGAAAACUGCAAUUAUAUAGCUUAUGUUGAAGCUUAUAAUGGACUUCUUCAACUUCUCGGUUUGGACCAGCCCGACAAAAAGACUAGCAAACGACCCCUGUUGCCAUGGAUCCCUGCUGUCCAAACGUUUGUGGACCUGUAUGUGACCUCCAUCAUAGAUGUGAAUGAAAAAGCCCAGAGCAUCUCGACGCAGAUCUCAUUGAUUGUUGCAUGGAGGGAUGAAAAAUUUUCAUGGCGUCCAGAAAAUUAUUGUGGAAUUGACACGCUUCCAUUCCCCAAAAAUGUGUUUUGGACUCCGGACAUUGGAAUAUUAGAAAGCAUCAAGACAGAGUUUGGAACAAAUGAGUCACCAUAUGUGCAGAUACAACAUUGGGACCUUUUAGUCACAUCUAAUGUUUUAGCUCUGACCACAGCCUGUAAGAUGGAUCUCUUCAGGUUUCCCUUCGACAUCCAAAAAUGCAGUAUAACACUUCAGUCUCCAACGCAUACAAGUACUGAAAGUAUCUGAAAACAGAAGUAUCUGAAAACCAUGAAUCCGGCAGAACAAACACAUAAAUUAUAAAUUCAUACAUUUAAUGAAACAUAAAAUAUUUUGAAUAGUUUGACUUAAUAAUAAAUAACACAAUGUUUACAUUUGUACCCAAAGAAAAGAAUCUUCUAAUAUAUCCACUCAACAAUGCACCCAGCGUCACAGUGGACUCCAGAGAAUUCUUUGAUGCCCAAGGAGAGUGGGAACUCCUCAACAUAAAUAUCUCUAGAGCUGAAACCACCAAUGCGUUCUAUAACUAUGACUAUGAUCAGCUGAUAUAUCAGAUCACAAUUAAAAGGAGACCUCUAUUGUAUUUCACCAACAUUAUCCUACCAGUAUGUUUCUUCCUUGUGCUGGAUGUGGCCUCCUUCUUCAUUGACACAAGUGGAUCAGACAAGCUGAGCUUUAAAGUGACUUUACUGCUGUCUAUUUCUGUGAUGCUGCUGAUUCUUAAUGACACGCUGCCCUCUACAGCUGAUAAAAUCCCUCUGAUUGGGGUUUACUGCAGUGGGAUUUUCUGUCUAAUUGGCAUCAGCAUUUUGGAGACCAUCAUUGUGAAUUAUCUGAUGGCUAAAGGAUCUGAGAGCAGAUCAGCAGUGGAAAAUACAGAUGCUGCUACUGGAUGCGAUGACGGUGUGAGAGACCUGCAGAGCCCUCCAGACUCAGUUAUAGAUCAGAACGAGAUGCAGAGAAGCUUCAGCUGGACCAGAGUGGCAAGAAUCACAGAUGUGACCUUCUUGGUUCUUUACAUAAUCACCAUUAUUGUGUUUCUGUCUGUGCUUGGGAAGCUUUGGGUUGUAGAAUCGUAUUAAAUACAGUACAUGAGAUAACACAUAACCCAGUCAACACUUUGAUCUCACAGUGAUCUCUCCAUAUUAUGGCCACAAUGAGUGAAGCGACUAAAAAGUAACAGAAAAUAGCAGAAAAAAAAUAUUACCGCUUUUUCAAAUUGCUUAUAUACAAUUUCUGAAACUACCACUAAAUUUCUUAAAACAGACACAAAACUAUAAAACAUGCACAUGACAUGCAAAACAUCAUACAUCUCUUGCAAAAGCAAACACAUAAUUUAAAACUAUUUUAAUUCAUCCAAAAAUGAUGUUUUUGCUCAGUAACUCUACACACAAACAUAAAAUGAUUUGCCACAUACACACAGUUGUGAAAAAUGUAAAGCUCUCUUGUGUCUUUUGCUUGUUUGGUAUGUGGUGGGCUGUACAGGAGUUUGUCACACGUACAUAUAUGUGCACAAAUACACUGUGCAGUAUGUACACACAAUUGAUGAAUGUUUCAGUUAUUAGAAAAAAGGGUUCAAUAUAUGUAUCAUUGGGUUCUUUACUCAACUCCAACGGACAUUUUAU
Pimephales promelas (fathead minnow) is the source of this 2010-nucleotide messenger RNA. Lineage: Eukaryota; Metazoa; Chordata; Actinopteri; Cypriniformes; Leuciscidae. The record is from RefSeq and is a predicted model, not a curated record.